GUUCUUUCCCUUGUUUAUAAGUCUUUCGUGUUACUAUAAACAAUAUGGCGACCACAUGGAUCGAGAAACUUCGAAGUGCACAAAAAACUUGUCUGCUACAAGAUGGAAGGAAAAAGGUGCAUUUUACAUUUUCUGAUGGUGGUGAGAUGGCUGAGGAGUAUGAUGUCAGAACAGAUGAAUUAUUAGUUAGAAAAUGGAGAAAGAAGCUGAACAACAGUUUUGCCACUAAACAGACCUCUGAACAAUGGGAGUAUGAAAUAGGUGAACAGUUAGCUCCCAGGAAUUUAGAAUCUGCUGGCCUCAUGGAAAGUCUCUCUAAUCCAAUAUUUGUGAGAAAAGAUAGUAGUACAGCAUUUAUAGGCAGAGUAAGAAACCUUCCCUUUCCUAUUGAGACCUACAUGGUUACUGUUGAUGAAGAUAAGAAAAAUAUCGUGAUUAGAACAACCAAUAAAAAAUAUUACAAAAAGUUUGACAUUCCUGAUAUGCUGAGGGCACAGAUACCUUUGGAUCAGAACAGUAUAUCAGUAGCACAUGCAAACAAUACACUAAUUGUCUCAUACAAGAAACCUAAAGCCAUAAUUGAUAUGGAGAAACAAAUUCAGACAGAAAUUAAGAAAAUGAAAGCUGCUAAAGAUGGAGAUGUUGACUGUACGCCAAGCUGAUAGUCAGAAGUAAUGUGAUGUCUGAUAAAAACAAUUGGCAAUAUUCAUCAGGAUUACUGGGAAAAUUGGUGCAGCAACUAUAUUUACCAAGAUCAGGAUCAAGAAUAUCAGUUAUAACAGGAGAAGAUGAUAAAAAAACAAAACAAUGUUGUUUUUAUUUUUGUUAACUGUUUCAAUACUGUAUUUAUUUUGCAAAACAUUUUUUGAUACAAUAAUACAUUAUUGAUUUUAAUCAUGUGCUCAGAAGGUAUUAUUUAUUAAAAAAAAUAAUCACUGA
This is a messenger RNA of Mytilus trossulus (common blue mussel), 939 nucleotides long. Its product is annotated as protein DPCD-like. The record is from RefSeq and is a predicted model, not a curated record. The coding region runs from base 45 to 662 and encodes 205 amino acids. Lineage: Eukaryota; Metazoa; Mollusca; Bivalvia; Mytilida; Mytilidae. The transcript is spliced from 6 exons.